Coccomyxa subellipsoidea C-169 is the source of this 1872-nucleotide messenger RNA. Its product is annotated as GIDA-domain-containing protein. Lineage: Eukaryota; Viridiplantae; Chlorophyta; Trebouxiophyceae; Coccomyxaceae. The transcript has 11 exons. Gene Ontology annotation, molecular function: flavin adenine dinucleotide binding. Gene Ontology annotation, cellular component: cytosol. Gene Ontology annotation, biological process: tRNA wobble uridine modification; tRNA methylation. The annotation marks the transcript as partial. The record is from RefSeq and is a predicted model, not a curated record.
AUGAGCUGCAACCCCAGCAUCGGUGGCCUGGCCAAAGGCACCCUCGUCCGCGAAGUGGACGCCCUCGAUGGCCUCAUGGCGAGGGCGGCGGACGAGGCAGGGAUACAGUUCAGGAUGCUGAACGCAUCCAAGGGACCGGCUGUGCGCGGCCCGAGGGCGCAGAUGGACCGCUCCCUGUACAAGGCCGCCAUGCAGCGGCUGCUGAGUGCACAGAUGGGGCUACAAAUACACGACGGGGCCGUCACGGAUCUACUGCUGCAGCGAGGCGGCUCCGCCGGGCAGCAGGCUACCGUGGCGGGGGUUCUACUUGCAUCUGGCGAGAAGGUGCUGUGCAGCAGCGUGGUGAUCACAACAGGCACUUUUCUAAGGGGCACCAUCCACAUCGGCAGCCAGAGCCGGCCGGCCGGCCGCAUGCCGUCCAACGCCGCUGCAGAGGCGGCCGCCGGCGCGCGCUGCGCUGACGCCAAGGCCACCAACGCCGCUGAUGAGACUGCGGCCAGGGCUGCAGGGUCCUUGGCAGAAACGCUGGAUGCGGAGGGGUUCCGGCUGUCGCGGCUGAAGACGGGGACGCCGCCGCGGCUGGACGCGCGCACCGUCGACUUCACCGGCAUGGAGCGCCAGCCGUCAGACGCAGAGCCCAUCCCCUUCUCAUUCCUCCACAUGGCCGACAUGGACUGGGCUCCCCCUGCCCGACAGGUGGAGUGCUACGGAACACGGACCACAGCCGCCACAGAGGCGCUGGUGACAGAGGCGAUGGCCAGCGGCAGGGGGGCGCGCUUCGCUUCCGGCCUCACCGUCACGGAGGGCGGCUGCAGAGAGCCCCGGUACUGCCCGUCGCUGGAGACCAAGUUUGCGCGUUUCCCCGGGCGCAGCCACCACGUGUGGCUGGAGCCGGAGGGGCUGGACUCGCACGUGCUCUACCCCAACGGCCUCUCCAACUCCCUGGAGCCCGAUGACCAGCUGCACCUGCUCAGGACCGUGCCAGGCCUGGAGGGUGCGCGGAUGCUGCAGCCGGCGUACGCGGUGGAGUACGACUACAUCGAUCCGCGCGAGCUGCUGCCCAGCCUGGAGAGCCGGCGCGUUGGCGGCCUGUACCUGGCCGGCCAGAUCAACGGCACCACCGGCUACGAGGAAGCUGCCGCGCAGGGGCUGCUCGCCGGCGCCAACGCAGCCAUCCCUGGCGAGCCGCUGGAGGUGGGCAGGGCGCAGGGUUACACAGGCGUGCUGGUUCACGACCUAGUGACCCUUGGCACAGGGGAGCCGUACCGAAUGCUGUCGGCGCGCGCAGAAUUCCGGCUGUCGCUGCGGCCGGACAACGCCGAUGCUCGCCUCACGCCCGCUGGCAUCCGCCUUGGCAUUGUGGGGGAGGAACGGCAGGCGGCGUUUGCCCAGCGCAGCACGGAGAUGGCGGCGGCGGAUGAGCUGCUGUUGCGCGUGCGGCUGACGUGCUCCGGCUGGAAGCGCGCGGGUUUCCCCAUGGCCGGCGCCGGCGGCUGGUUCACGGCGGCGGACAUGCUUGCGCGCCCCGGCGUCACCCUUGAACAGGUGGCGGAUGCAGCAGAGAAUGGCGAGGCGGAGGGUGCGGAGGAGCUCAGGGCGCUCGCACGGAAUGGCGGCAUGCGGCGGAGCUCCACGGCUUCAGCCGUCUACGACUGCCGCUACCGCCCUUACACAGCAAAGCAGGCAGCGGAGGCGGCCGAGCUGGCGCGCGGGGAGGCGCUGCGGCUGCCGCCGGAUCUGGACUACGGCGCGGUGCAGCUGUCGGCCGAGGACCGGGAGAAGCUCGGCGCGGCACGGCCGGCAACGAUCGCCGCCGCGCAGCGCAUCCCCGGAGUCACCCCGGCCGCGCUGCUUCUGCUGCUGCAGCAUGUG